Molecule: messenger RNA, 1931 nt
Organism: Bursaphelenchus xylophilus (pine wood nematode)
Lineage: Eukaryota; Metazoa; Nematoda; Chromadorea; Rhabditida; Aphelenchoididae
Source: the annotation of a GenBank genome assembly
AUGACCGAAAUGCCUCGAAUUACCCUCACCGAUAAGAAUGAUGUCCACUACUAUGAUUGCGAUGUGCUGGAGACCUUCUCCAUGAGCUCGGGGACCAUCUCCUACGGGUCGGUGGCGCGGAAUCGACUGACCGAGGAAAAGAUCGCAAACGCCGUUAAGGUUUGUGUUGGAGCUGUGGAAGGUGCUGAGAUACUGUAGAGAUUAUCUACUAGAAAAAUACUCGAAAAUUGGCUUAAAAUUUUUCGGCCGAACUUUUGGUAAUUUUCGCAAUUUUUCGUGAAAAAAAUCUGCGAAUUUUAUAUAGUAUUUUGACUGUAAGACCUUUGUAAAAGUGUUUCCAACCAGAUUUCACCCCAAAUUUUGCCAAGUUUCACCAAAAUCGAAGUGUAUUUCCCCAGAAAAAUUGAGUUGGUGUAAUUUCCAGUUAUCGCCAAACCCUAUCUUUGAGCUUUCUCUAGCUUCCUUUAGCGCCCACAAAUCUAAAGAUCUCUUCAUAAUAAUGAAAAACUACAAAAAUUCUGUAAGAUAUACUGCAAGAAUGUAAUCGGUGCCCAUUUUGAUUAUCCCUGGAAGUAAUUAGCUAGGAAUUUGCCGGAAACGGUCUGCGGGAUCUAUUUUACGUUCAGAUUACAGUAAUCCCCUUAAUUUUCCUUCUGGUUAUACUUUUGUAGUCGUUAUUGUUUGACUGUCGCACUUGCGGUGAUCUUUAAAGGACCAAAAAACAUGAUGAAUUACGGCUGCUGACUCUAUCUAUACCCUACGUGAGGUCUAGACUAAUCCGGGGUUAAAUAAAGCCCGCUUUCUAAAGUACAACCAGACUUGACCGGCUCUAAAAACGGGUGACUAAUUAAUCCGCCGGCUCUAAUUGGCUUAGCGUUUUCGAAAUGGCAAUAUCUCCGGCUGAAGGAAAGCGCUCCUUUGUGCCAUUUUCAGGGAUCAAACUGCAGCAGAAAUUACGGUAAUCGAUAAACAAAAAUGCUGGAUUACGGUAGUGUAGGGUCUUGAGAAAGAUUUAGAUUCUGGCGGAAUCUGUUUUGUUCGAUUUUGUUGUAAAACAGGCAAGAUUGCAAAAUUUUUAGCCCACGUUAGGCAAACAUGUGAAGAUUUAAAGCCGAAUGAGGUCGAAGAUUUGACUUUUUUCUAAAUUUUUGGGCAGAAAUCAAAGUCUAGGAUGAUAUACAUAGAUUGUAAUUGACCCUUUAUUUUCAGACUCAACAAGAUCACCGAGAUGUUGGAACUACGGCGAAAGUGGUCAACAUUUUGGAGAAGAGGAAGCCAAGAGUCGAGGAGAUUGGAGAAACUGCUCUCAGGGUAAUCAAUCGCAGAAGAAGAAAAGAAAAAAAUUCCAAGAAGUUCAAGGUGGAGAACAUGGAUGACAGCGCCGAACUUCUUUGUGGGGUGGGCUGAGAAUUCGACAUUAUUUUUAAAAUUAUUUCCAAUGAUUUAUUUUGUAUUUUAGCUAAUUGAAGAUGCAUUUUCCUCAAUUCUCAGCAAACAGAAUAGGAAUAAAUUGGCAUUGAAGGUGCGGAUCACCACAAAACAGACGCCGGUUCCCAUCAGAACUGUCGAAUUUACCGGCGGAUGUACUGAGGAUACCAGCAGUGACUCUGAGGACUUUAGUAUUUUCGAGGAUGUAAGUUAGUAUUAUAAUUAAUUUUUUGCUGGUAACAUACGUUUUCUUACCUUCUUCAUUGCAUAAAUUCUAUUGUCAGGUUGAUGAGGAUCCACUGGUUGAUGCCGGCCUGGCCGAAGAAGGUCUUUUGAACGAAGUCAGAAGUCGCCGAGAGAUGGUAAGGGGACUGUAACUCAAAGAUAGACUUUAUUUUCAGCUCUUUUCCGAGCCUCCAGCCAAGGAGAACCGUCAACCGCCCCCUCUCCACACCAAGAGCGAAAUCGACAAGAGAUUGGCGAAGAUUGGGAAGAAAUGCUGA